UACAAAUUACAAGUAUAAAUCAAAUUACAGUCAAGCAUGGAAGUGUUUUUAGUUUUUUCGUUGUUUAUUUUAACUGUUAAUUCUGUGGCGAUCCGUGGACCUGAAUACACUAGAUAUGACCCGUGCAGUUUAGGGUUAAUAUACUUUGAAAAAUCAACAAAUACUUCGUGGCAAGGUGUUAUAAAUUUUAGUCUAUACCCUAAUAUAAGUAAUGCUGCGAUUGAAAUUAGUUUUGAUAAACCUAUGACAAUUUAUGGGGCAUCACACAAUACUAUAAUCACAGCUACGGACGAUUGGAAAGUGUUUGUAUUGAAACCAAGUGGGGAAUUACCGCCGCGUUAUGUUUUUUAUCUUGCAGAAAACAAUAAUGGAAACAAUGUGCCCAUUGUCACACAAGUUAAACUCAACGAUUUAGUACUGUGUAAUGAUAUAAUGAAGAAAGACCAAACAAUACAAUCCCUGAACAUGACCAAGCCAGAUGACACAGUACAACGCCAGGUAUGCGGGAGACGAGCGUUGCAAAACGCCGAACUAAAUUCUGUGAAAACAGACGUUAAGGCGGGGGACUGGCCAUGGCAUGUUGCUGUACUAAUCACAGGUCCCAAUGAUGUGAACCAAGCCAUGUAUCAAUGUGGGGGCAACAUUAUCUCUAAGACUGCAGUUUUGACAGCUGGGCAUUGUAUAUUUUUAAAUAGAGUUCGAGUUCAUGUAUCACAAUUUGUAGUUGAAGCUGGCAUUGAUAACUUACUCGAUGCAUAUCAAGUUGGUAGACAAUCAUUACGUGCUGUAGACAUUAUAAUUCAUCCAGCUUUUCAUUUGGACGAGGCAACAGCUGAUUUAGCUAUCAUUCGAGUUAAUCGGUUCAGAUAUUCGGAAUAUGUACAACCAAUAUGUAUUUGGGGACCCUCAUAUAAUAAAGAAAAUCUUUAUGGAGAAACCGCUUUGGUAGCUGGCUUUGGAACAACGGAAGAAAAUAAGCUGUCUAACAAAUUAAGGUCAACGUACACUGUAGUGCAGAAUGAUACCACUUGCAUUGCGUAUUCGCCUCAAUUGUACAUGAGUUUGCUGAACGAAUUCACUUUUUGCGCCGGUCUAAGUCCUGACGCAGGUACGAGCCCUCUUCAAGGUGACAGUGGAGGCGGGUUAGUAGUAGCCGUAAUGCAACCGGAUCACAAAGUUAGCUGGUUCCUGCGUGGUUUACUAUCGAAAUGUGGGGUUCCACAUGGUAAAACUAUGUGCGAUCCUACCUUCUAUGUAGUUUAUACAGAUGUCGCACCACACUAUGGAUGGAUCUAUCAUCAUAGUGGGUUGAGCUAUUUGAACAAUAUUGUCGAUUAGUUAGUUUUAUUUUAUGUGAUAUGCCUAUAGAAGAGUAGACUGUAUCCUUGUAAUAUUGUUAUAGAGGAAGGAUAAAAGUGGGCCUGGGACUUAAAUAUUAUUACUCAAUGAUCUAAGGCCUAGGAUGAUGAAAUUUGUAAAUAUUAAUUAAGUGAAAGUCACAUCAUAGAAAUAAGAGAACUAAUUGUAGCUUCUAAUAGAUGUCAAUAAAACUUAUUAAACA
This is a messenger RNA of Colias croceus (clouded yellow), 1561 nucleotides long. RefSeq names its product serine protease gd-like. Lineage: Eukaryota; Metazoa; Arthropoda; Insecta; Lepidoptera; Pieridae. Gene Ontology annotation, biological process: proteolysis. The coding region runs from base 37 to 1338 and encodes 433 amino acids. Gene Ontology annotation, molecular function: serine-type endopeptidase activity. The transcript has 7 exons. The record is from RefSeq and is a predicted model, not a curated record.